This is a messenger RNA of Protopterus annectens (West African lungfish), 1821 nucleotides long. RefSeq names its product pyridine nucleotide-disulphide oxidoreductase domain 1 (gene PYROXD1). The coding region runs from base 189 to 1682 and encodes 497 amino acids. The record is from RefSeq and is a predicted model, not a curated record. The transcript has 12 exons. Gene Ontology annotation, molecular function: oxidoreductase activity; flavin adenine dinucleotide binding. NCBI's taxonomy places the organism in Eukaryota, Metazoa, Chordata, Ceratodontiformes, Protopteridae.
CGGUCAAGUAGAACUUCCGGUUGAUCCUGAUGUUAUAUUUAUGUAGUGUUUUCCUAUAGAAAGUGAUGCUCGGUGUAAAAAUUGACGACUUUAAUAAUUUCGUAAAGAUGCUUUAGAACUCUUUUUUUGAAUAAUUAAAUUGUUGAGCAGUGAUAGUCAGCUGAUUGGACUCUGUGGAAGAAUAAGAAAUGGAUUCGCCCUUUAAAGGCAAAGUUGUAGUUGUAGGAGGUGGAAUAGCUGGAGUUACAUGUGCUGAGCAGCUUGCUUUUGAUUUUCCCUCUGAAGAUAUUAUUUUGUUGACAGCAUCUUCUGUGAUCAAAGCUGUAACAAAUUUAAAACCGGUGUCUCGAACUUUAGAAGAUUUUAAAGUAGAGGAGCACGGCUGCAGCUCAUUGGAAGACCGUUGCCCAAACAUUAAAGUAAUACAGUCACCAGUAAAAGCACUAGAUGGAACUGGACAUAAAGUUUUUACUGAAGAUGGAAGAUGCUACUCUUAUGAAAAACUUUGCAUAUGCACAGGUGCCAGGCCAAAGCUGAUUGCCAAAGAAAAUCCUUUUGUUUUAGGAAUCCGUGAUACAGACAGCGCACAGGAAUUUCAGAAGCGCUUGGAAUCUGCUAAAAGAAUCAUAGUGAUAGGUAACGGGGGCAUAGCACUUGAAUUAGUGUAUGAAGUUGAAGGUUGUGAAGUCAUUUGGGCUAUAAAAGAUAAAGCAAUUGGAAAUACCUUCUUUGAUGCUGGUGCUGCUGCAUUUCUGAUUCCACAGUUAGAGGCUCCAAAGGCUGAGAUAGCAGUCCCAUGUCGAAGAACAAAGUACAUGGCCGAUGGUGACAAGCCAGCGCUGAGUAGAACAGAAGGUGGAAAUCCUGGCACUGCAUUGGGUCCAGACUGGCAUGAAGGAAUACCUCUUCGAGGGAGUAAAGGGGUUUCUCAUAGUGUCCAUGUUGAGUACCAGUGUGAGGUUGAACAGAUCUUCUUACAGCAAGAAUUUCUACAGCAGCAGGCAAAAUCACUAUCAUUUCCUGGAAACAAGGCAGAAAAUGCUGAACUACAGUUAGAUAAAGAAGUCUGGCCUGUGUAUGUGCGUCUCACCAGUGGGAAGACAUAUGGCUGUGACUUUGUUGUCAGUGCAACUGGAGUUGUACCUAAUGUGGAGCCUUUUCUCAGUGAGAAAUUUGAUUUGGCAGAAGAUGGUGGACUUAAAGUGGAUGACCACAUGCGUACUUCAGUACCAGAUGUGUACGCUGCUGGUGAUGUCUGUACUGCAGCUUGGGAGCCCAGUCCCCUCUGGCAACAGAUGCGACUGUGGACCCAGGCUAGACAGAUGGGGUGGUAUGCGGCAAAGAGUAUAGCUGCUGAUAUACGUGGAGAAACAAUUGAAAUGGACUUUUGUUUUGAGUUGUUUGCGCAUAUUACCAAAUUUUUUAACUACAAGGUCAUACUUUUGGGAAAGUACAAUGCCCAAGGUCUAGGUGUUGAUCAUGAAUUACUGCUAAGAUGUACCAAAGGGCAAGAAUAUGUGAAAGUCGUGAUGCAGAAUGGUAGAAUGAAAGGAGUUGUAUUAAUCGGUGAUACAGACUUAGAAGAAACAUUUGAAAAUUUAAUUUUAAACCAGAUGGAUCUUUCAAAAUAUGGAGAAGACCUCCUUAAUCCAGACAUUGAUAUUGAGGAUUACUUUGAUUAAGACAGGUUGAGGACAGCAUUGUUUUUAUAGUAUCUUUGCAGUAAAAACGUUUAGCUUCCAGUGCUGUCAUGACAUUCUGUCCUUGUGGAUUGGAGUGGAACAGCAAAAUGUAAUUCAGAAAUAAAAUGAAUGUAUAUAU